CUGCACCCGCACCCUCACCCUUUUCUGUCACCAAUUAAAAAACAAAAGAACGGCUAUUUGACUAGGUUCCUAAUUUGGUGCAGGAAAAUGGAGAACACGACGAUUCUGCGAGAGUGGUUCGAGCGAGUCGACUCGGAGAAAACCGGAAGCAUCACUGCAACUCAGCUCAUGAGUGCUUUAGCCGUUGGUAAUCUCCAAUUUCCUCUCUCUAUUGUCCAACAAAUGAUCAGGAUGUAUGAUUUUGAUAGAAAUGGGACUAUGAGCUUUGAAGAAUUUGUGGCCCUUAAUAAGUUCCUUCUAAAGGUUCAACAUGCCUUCUCAGACCUAGAGAGGGAUCGUGGGUAUCUUCUUCCUGAUGAUGUGUAUGAGGCAUUGGUGAAAAUUGGUUUCACGCUAGACUCUCCAGCUUUUUACACGGUCUGUGAGAGCUUUGACCAAAAGAAGAACGGAAGAUUUCGUCUGGAUGACUUUAUUUCUCUCUGUAUCUUUCUGCAGUCUGCUCGGAAUCUUUUUAAUUCAUUUGAUACAGCUAAGCAAGGCAGAGUUACUCUUGAUCUCAAUCAGUUUGUUUACUGCACUGCCAAUUGUAGAAUAUGAAACCAACAGUGCAGCUGUGAAGUUCCUGUACAUGUUGAUAUAAUAAUUGGGUGAGCAGCUGCUGUUGUCUUUGAUAAUGUAACAAAUCGUGGGACGCUUUGGUGUAUGUUAAUUCAUGUGCAUGGCAGAUGGAAAACCUAAAUUGAUUGAGAUUCUUAUUUGUUGCCAAUGCAAUUCUUGCAAGGAUUUGUGAAAUAUUUGAAGAGUAGCCAUUCAUGGUGGCAGAUUCAGAAAUAUUUGUCAAUGGGGAAAUAUGUACGAGUGGUUAUAUGUAUACACACUAAAAUAAAGAUAAAUAUAUGAAUCUCAAUAAUUUUAUUUUUA
Molecule: messenger RNA, 921 nt
Organism: Hevea brasiliensis (rubber tree)
Lineage: Eukaryota; Viridiplantae; Streptophyta; Magnoliopsida; Malpighiales; Euphorbiaceae
Exons: 10
Coding region: 88-597 (169 amino acids)
Molecular function (GO): calcium ion binding
Source: RefSeq, a predicted model, not a curated record